AUAUUAAUGUUGGUUUUUACCCAUACACCGAUGUGUGUUGCCCGGCAGCUAGAGGCAGUUCGAAUCCUAUUUUUCACCAGGAAGUAUGGCCAGGGAGAUGGCUCAUGCCAUUUCGCUUUCAUAACUUUAUACCAGCAGCUCGAGACUGGACAGGAAACGGGUCUGGAAGAAACUGCCAGGUGGAAUAGACAUUACGAGCUUAUCAAUUUGUGCGUGUGCAUAGGCUGUAAUUUCCCGUUAACCCGCGACGUACGUUAGAUGUUAGCGAGGAAACCAUAACAAUGAAAUAUGGCAAUAAUCUAAUUUAUUUUGUACGUAUUUAUCGAUCAAUUGUAGAAACCUCCGCAACAACAAUUUACAGGAACUUCCAGACGGAUUGUUUUCAGAUCAGACAGACUCAGAACGAAUUGUACUAAGUAUUGAUCUUGCUAACAAUCAAAUUCGAAAGGUGUCUCCAUCAACUUUCAAAGGUUUAAAAGAAUGCUAUAGUUUAUCUUUAGCUUCAAACAAGCUGAAUGAUGAGUCAUUACCGAAUGAUUUAUUGGUCAACGUUACGCUUGGUUCUUUGAUUGAUCUAUCAAUGAAUGAGCUGACAAAAUUUCCAAAGGAACUUCUACGAACACAAAACCAGCUCGUGCACCUUUACCUCCAACGCAACCACAUCACCGCUCUAGACGAAACCAUGUUCAAAGGACUUCACUCUCUUGCUUCACUAUACAUCUAUCAAAAUCCGAUAAUGCAGAUGGCAGACUUUCAGUUUUUUGAGACAACCCUAGAACUUCUUCUUAUGUUUCAGUGUGAUUUAUCAGAAGUUGGAAUGAGACCGUUUGCUACGAAAGGAGACACCAUCAAGCAAAUAUUGAUGCACGGAAAUCCAAUUGAACGUAUUUCCAACACCGUAUGGCGUGAUUUGAGACAUGACUGUUACGUAUCUGUUGAUAAAAGUCUUCAAGAAGCACCACAAACGAAUCGGACAGACAUUACUGUUGAAUUAGUCGGAGACGACUUUAUACGUCCAUUCGACAUGCAGUAUUUAGGAAACAGUGACUUUUCAUCAUCGGGUUUUGUGUGCCAACAAAUUGCAACAUUCGAGCGUAAAUGCAGGCCUUGUCAUCAGGGAACUUUCGGAUCGCAGUCAGGCUGUAGUCCAUGUCCGCCAGGUGGGUUUUACCAAAGCAAAACUGGUCAGUAUUCGAAUGGCGAUUUGAACUGUGAAACAUGCAAUAAAGGAACUUACGUCUCGCCUGAAGCUUCACCUGGCACGAGAGCUACCGAUUGCAAGGUGUGUCCAACAGGGACAGAUAAAAGUACCGCUGCAGGGUUCCGGGCUUGUCCAUGUGUGGACAACUAUUACCGCACUGACCGGUUUGGCGAAUGUCAUCAGUGUCCCCACGAAGGGAUCAACUGCUCCGGGGAAUAUCAACAUCUUCGUCCGGGCUACUGGUGGACGUGGAACUGGAGCUCACAAGAAGACCGUAUCUCGCAGGAAAACCACGAUUCGUAUAUGAAUUUUGUCAGCAAUAUAGGCAUUAUGAACGACUCGUAUGGCAGAAGCACGCAGAGAUUUAGCGGGAAGUUACCAAAGGUACACAAAUGUCCACGCGACGACGUGUGUCCAAAUGGUGGAUUUGGUAUCGACUCAACUUGCAGUGAAGGUUACAAGGGCUGGAUGUGUUCCGAAUGUGCAAACAAGUAUUACUCUUGGCUUGGUCAUUGUUUGGAAUGUCCAGAGUGGCCGUUAUUUGCUGUAGAAGUCUUCUGCAUCUUGCUUGUUGUCUGCCUCGUAGUCUGUUUCUUUGUGUGGGAUGCAUAUAGAAGGCAUCGUCGGAAUGAACGAAAUAUCGUGAGCGUCUUCUUAGCACGCGGGAAAAUCGUAGUUGGUUUUUGCCAGGUCAUGGGGGAAAUAUUCUCCGCUCUAGAUGACAUUCCUUGGCCAAAGAAUUUGCAGACAUUAGGAUCAGUCUUUAAGACAAUGGAGGUUAGCAUAGUUGGUUGGUUGAUUAGUCCUCGAUGCUUUAUUCCGGAUUUCACCUACCACAAUAUUUACAUUGAAUUCUUGGUCGGUUUCAGCUUCAUCAUAUUUGUUGUUCUGGUUGCUUUUGUUACUAUGUAUUCAGAAAAUAUUACAUAA
Molecule: messenger RNA, 2131 nt
Organism: Asterias rubens (European starfish)
Lineage: Eukaryota; Metazoa; Echinodermata; Asteroidea; Forcipulatida; Asteriidae
Exons: 11
Coding region: 581-2131 (516 amino acids)
Molecular function (GO): protein binding
Source: RefSeq, a predicted model, not a curated record